Molecule: messenger RNA, 1023 nt
Organism: Engraulis encrasicolus (European anchovy)
Lineage: Eukaryota; Metazoa; Chordata; Actinopteri; Clupeiformes; Engraulidae
Product: Kv channel-interacting protein 2-like
Exons: 8
Coding region: 256-951 (231 amino acids)
Biological process (GO): regulation of potassium ion transmembrane transport
Cellular component (GO): voltage-gated potassium channel complex
Molecular function (GO): calcium ion binding; potassium channel regulator activity
Source: RefSeq, a predicted model, not a curated record
UUGCAGUCAUACUAUGUCUAGAAGUACGCGUGCCAAGCUAUGCCUUUCAUUUUUUGGGUGUACUCCGGUCCUUCUGUAACUUUCCUUGAGACGUUCGUCUGAGGACUUUGGAACUUUGUCACCAUCAGAGUGUGUGUGUGUGUGUGUUAGCCAGUCCUUCCUUAACUGUUCUUGAGACACUCGUCGUCUGAGAUUGUGCCAGCCUGUGUGUGUGUGGGCCAGGCGGGCUAUGCCAUGUGAUGCCAGUGAGGCGCCAUGUUCAACCUGGACGGUCUGGAGAUGAUCGCGGUGCUGGUGGUCAUGGGCCUCUUCAUCAAGGUGCUGGAGCAGUUUGGCCUCUUCGAGCCCGUCGGAGGCGAAGACAGCAUUGAGGAUGACUUUGAGCUGUCCACCGUGUGCCACCGGCCGGAGGGACUGGACAAGCUGCAGGAGCAGACCAAAUUCACCAAGAAGGAGCUGCAGGUCCUCUACAGAGGCUUCAAAAACGAAUGCCCCAGUGGUGUGGUAAAUGAGGAGACCUUUAAACACAUCUACUCUCAAUUCUUCCCACAGGGAGAUUCAAGUACAUACGCUCACUUCCUGUUUCAGGCGUUUGACACAAAUAACGACGGCUCCGUACGUUUUGAGGACUUUGUCGCGGGCCUCUCCAUCAUCCUCAGAGGGUCAGUAAACGACAGACUAAACUGGGCCUUCAACCUGUACGAUCUGAAUAAGGACGGCUGUAUCACCAAAGAGGAGAUGAUGGAUAUUAUGAGGUCUAUCUAUGACAUGAUGGGCAAGUACACCUAUCCCUGCAUGCAGGACGAUGCCCCGCGGGAACAUGUGGAGAACUUCUUUCAGAAAAUGGAUCGAAAUAAAGAUGGUGUGGUGACUAUUGAGGAGUUCAUCGAGUCAUGCGAAAAGGAUGAGAACAUCAUGCAGUCCAUGCAGCUGUUUGACAACGUGAUUUAGGAUGAAGGUCAACCAAUGGGGGGUCGGAAUAGGUGAGGGGGGGUGUGCUUUGGCCUUCGCUGUGUGGACUUU